UAAGGUCAUAUUUACACUUUUUCAUUUCCGACCCAUUCUCGUCACUGGCGCUCUCUCUCUCUCUCUCUCUCUCUCUCUCUCUCUCCAUGCUUUUCGGUGACCGGUGGUGACAGGAACUUUCCGGUGGUGGUCAGGUCAGUUUUCUGUUACACAGGGAGAAUGGAAAGUAAGCAUUACUUGAAUGUCGACAAUCCUUUCAGCAAGUGUGCGUGUAAGGGAAAUCAUCUUAGAAAGAUUGAAGUUGAACAAGAGUGUAAAGUUAGGGUCCUGUCUCGUUUUUUUCAUAAAGUCGAAGAGUGUAAAGUGGAGCAUAUUCCACAGAGGGUCGUGUCUCGUUCUACGAAGAGCAUUGAAGAUUUAGAUCUGUAUAGGUAUCAGAGUGAAAAAGUGUCAAGAGAGUGUGUUAACAAGAGAGAACAUGAAGGAACGGAUUCAUAUCCUCUUCCUCCUAAGAUUCCCAAAGACUCUCGAAAGAGGCCGAAAGUUGAAAAGCCUAGGAAAUCGAAAAGAAAAACUAAACCUUUUCUUAAGGCUGAUAGAUGCAGGGAGGCUUACAAAAGGAAAACACUUGAUAAUAACUGGGUGCCUCCACCUUCUGGUUUUGAAUUCCCUCUCCUUCAAGAGCAUCAUUUCCACGAUCCAUGGAGAGUGAUAGUUAUAUGUAUGCUAUUGAACCGCACUCUAGGAAAACAGACAAAACAAGUUUUAGAUAACUUUUUCGAGUUAUGUCCAGACGCAGAAACUUGUAUGCAAGUAAAAAGAGAGGAAAUAGAAGAGGUAAUAAAGACAUUAGGUUUUCAAGUGAAAAGGUCAAGAAGUUUGCAACGCUUUUCUCGUGAAUACUUAACUGAGACUUGGACCUAUGUUACUGAACUGCACGGUGUCGGCAAGUAUGCGGCGGAUGGAUAUGCUAUGUUUUGUACAGGCAAGUGGGAUGAAGUUGUGCCAGACGAUUAUAAGCUGAAUGAAUAUUGGAAUUUCCUUCAUGAAAGACAUCCAUAAACUUAGAUUGUUAAUUAUAUAUAAUUAUCUUCCUUCAUUUCAUGGUUACAAGUAUGUUCUAACCAUAGUUGAUGAUUAUUAACAAUUUACUUAGGCUAUCUUGUUAAAACAUAAAACUGAGGUAAAAACCAAGGUCUUGGAUUUUACGGCUUUAGAAGAAUUAAAAUGAUGUGAAGUGAUAAUGGAACUGAGUUUCACCUUGAA
Messenger RNA from Medicago truncatula (barrel medic), 1206 nucleotides. Its product is annotated as methyl-CpG-binding domain protein 4-like protein. Bases 160 to 1002 code for a protein of 280 amino acids. Gene Ontology annotation, biological process: base-excision repair. The transcript is spliced from 4 exons. Gene Ontology annotation, molecular function: DNA binding; catalytic activity. NCBI's taxonomy places the organism in Eukaryota, Viridiplantae, Streptophyta, Magnoliopsida, Fabales, Fabaceae. Gene Ontology annotation, cellular component: nucleus. The record is from RefSeq and is a predicted model, not a curated record.